Molecule: messenger RNA, 762 nt
Organism: Aaosphaeria arxii CBS 175.79
Lineage: Eukaryota; Fungi; Ascomycota; Dothideomycetes; Pleosporales
Product: alpha/beta-hydrolase
Exons: 1
Coding region: 1-762 (253 amino acids)
Biological process (GO): protein depalmitoylation
Cellular component (GO): cytoplasm
Molecular function (GO): carboxylic ester hydrolase activity; palmitoyl-(protein) hydrolase activity
Source: RefSeq, a predicted model, not a curated record
AUGUCAAGUCCCGACGUCCACAUCGUAGCACCGACAGCACCGCACAGCCAUACCAUCAUUCUCCUCCACGGCCGCGGCAGCAACGCCCGCGAAUUCGCCUCCGAGUUCUUCGAAAGCCAGGAUCGUGAAGGGCGCUUUCUGACCGACAUCUUCCCCAGCUUCAAAUGGGUGUUCCCCUGCGCCGGGAUACGGCCCGCCGCCACGGAACAGGAAGACAUGCACCAGUGGUUCGACAUGGCAUCUGUGCGGGACCCGCACCACCGGCCUGAGAUCCAGCUGCAGGGUCUGCGCGAGAGUGUGCCGUCCAUCUGGGACGUUGCGAGCAAAGAGGCGGAGGAGGUCGGUGGGUACGAGAAGGUGUUUCUUGGGGGGAUUAGUCAGGGCUGCGCGGUUGCUGUCGUUGCGUUGCUCGCCGAGGGGAAGCGGUUCGCCGGGUUCGUUGGCAUUUCAAGCUGGCUUCCAUUUCCUCGGGCCGCAUCGAAUGCAGACUUUGGGCGUUGGGUGCAGCAGGAGCUGUGUCUUACUUUGACGGGUGAUCCUCGAGACUCCCAAUUUGGGGCCGCGGUUCAAGUGCCAAUGUUGCUUGAGCAUGCAGAGGAUGAUGAGGUCGUGCCAGUGGGGAAUGGGAGGGAACUCCGUGAUGAACUGAGCAGGUUGGGCAUCAAGGUGGAGUGGCAAGAAUAUGCAGACGGGGGACACUGGGUCAAUGAGCCGAAGGGUAUCGACGACAUGGUGGGUUUCAUACAGAAGCAUAGCAGCUGA